This is a messenger RNA of Peronospora matthiolae, 1050 nucleotides long. The record is from the annotation of a GenBank genome assembly. Lineage: Eukaryota; Oomycota; Peronosporomycetes; Peronosporales; Peronosporaceae.
AUGGUUUCCAAAACCACGCGAGCUGCUACUGCAGCAGCAAGAAGAGCGGCUGCACGCAUGCUUGCGGCCGCGGAAAGUGUCUCUCACGCCUCAGCAGCAGGCGAUUCAUCGCCUGUUGUCGUGAAUCCUCCACGUGGUGAGUCACCGCGUGCGACAGGUACAUCCGUUGCGUCUGCAGCGGGUACCUCGAAUCGUAAUCAAGACGAGUAUACGAUAGAGAUCAUCUAUUCCGGCGAGUCGGAUGAUGCAUCCGACUCGAAGGCGACUCCUUACGCCUCGGGAUCACCCGGGGCGGACGCUGCAAAAUCUAGGCUGACUGGCUCUAGUCAGCGCGGCAGUAUCAUGACCGAGAUCUUCGGACCGAGUGCUUAUUCCGAUGAGUCUCCGCCUCACGCUAGUCCAUCUAACGAUAGGACGCGUGGAGAUGGUGGUGAUCCACCUAUACAUCACCACGAGCGAAGAAAUUUCAAGGGAUCGGGUAAAACUGGUGCCAGUGCUCAUGCUGGCACCAAUCAAGAGGCCAGGGACCGAAACGUCCUGCGCCACGCUCCUCAAGUGGAGUCUCCGUGGAUGCCGCCAUCCAGAGAGUUGGAACGGUUGGCCGGCAUGACUACAGAACGGGUUCGAAUUCCGUUGUUCGAUUACAGGAAAAUUUGCCCACCUGAUUCCAGCACAAAAACUAUCCGUGCUGAGGCAGAGUUCAUCACCGAUGCGUUCUUCAAACAUCGGUGGUACAAUGAUAGCCGUGUACGAGAUGGCAGAUCCUUGGUGCAGGGAUGGAAUGCCCUCAUCCGCAACAUCGAGUGCAUCGGCCGUGAGGCCUGGCUCGUCAAACUUGAUGCAGCUCGCAUCAGGUUUGAGAAACGCAACCUAGUCGGGCGCGAUACAAGUUGCACCGACUUUCAAGAUAGGCACGAUUACCCUGUCUCGCGUGGGGUGAUUCGUGUCCAGGUUGCCUGGACAAUUCGAACCGUGCCCCUAGGGAGGCCUUCCUCCCUAAUAAUCUCUACUGGAGGGCGCGCAUCUCUUCCGAGAUGGCCGAAGGGAUAA